AUGACGGACGUCGUCGCCCCGGCUCCGAGCUCCACCUCGCAAGCUGCAAACUCCACGGAAGGAGACGCAGCUGCAGGGAGUGCACGACCGGAUAACUCUAUCCUGGUUUCCAUGGAUAAGAUCCCAGGCUUUUAUGCCCGCAUUGGCAAGAGAAUGCUCGUUGGCCGUGAUGACAAACCUGCUUGCGAUGAAGUCAUCAUCACAGGGCUUGGCAUGGCGACGAAGACCGCAAUCGGCGCGGCGUCUCUUCUUCAGAGGGACAACUCGGCGACUAUCACCAAGGUCGAAACUUCGUACUUCCCGUCCACUCGCACUGCUCUCAAGAUGGUCCCGAAGAUUACCAUUGUGUGCACAAAGACGCCCGAGUUUGCGGAGCAAAUCAAGAAGGACAAGGAGGCAGCCUUGAUGGAGAAGUCCCCUACGGCGAAUGCCGUUGCUGCGUGA
Neospora caninum is the source of this 444-nucleotide messenger RNA. RefSeq lists its product as hypothetical. Gene Ontology annotation, molecular function: nucleic acid binding. The record is from RefSeq and is a predicted model, not a curated record. Lineage: Eukaryota; Apicomplexa; Conoidasida; Eucoccidiorida; Sarcocystidae. The transcript has 3 exons. The coding region runs from base 1 to 444 and encodes 147 amino acids.